Molecule: messenger RNA, 380 nt
Organism: Oppia nitens
Lineage: Eukaryota; Metazoa; Arthropoda; Arachnida; Sarcoptiformes; Oppiidae
Exons: 4
Coding region: 63-380 (105 amino acids)
Source: RefSeq, a predicted model, not a curated record
GAUUUAUAUAAUAAAAAAAUUAUCAAAUUAUAAAAAAGUAAUUCAUUACUUAAUAUAAAAAGAUGACUAAUGCCUACCUGUCCAGUAAACUACCGAUACUAUUGGUAAUAGUAGUUAUUAUUGGUUUUAGGCAGCAAUCAGUAGUAAACGAGCAAUAUAAAUGCAAACAUGUCGGAAAUUCAAACUACCUGUGCUGCCUAUAUUGGACUAUAUUUGAUUGUGCCAUACAAGUGUCAAAGGCUGUCUGUAAACACCGUGAACAAACAACAAUGAUAAAGUUGCUUGAUGAAGUCAAAAAUGAUUUAGAUGCUAAAGUGUGCAAGGCCAAUCCAUUUAGUAAUCGGAAAAAAGAUUGCUCAACAAUUUUUUACUUAAAUUAA